Molecule: messenger RNA, 1714 nt
Organism: Oncorhynchus masou masou (cherry salmon)
Lineage: Eukaryota; Metazoa; Chordata; Actinopteri; Salmoniformes; Salmonidae
Product: voltage-dependent T-type calcium channel subunit alpha-1I-like
Exons: 15
Biological process (GO): positive regulation of calcium ion-dependent exocytosis; calcium ion transmembrane transport; membrane depolarization during action potential
Cellular component (GO): voltage-gated calcium channel complex; neuron projection; plasma membrane
Molecular function (GO): low voltage-gated calcium channel activity; voltage-gated sodium channel activity
Source: RefSeq, a predicted model, not a curated record
UGGAGGUGUACAGGCCAGAGUGGUGUGAGACCAGAGAGGACUGGUCUGUCUUCCUCUUCUCUCCUCAGAACAGGUUCAGGCGGGUAUGCCAGUCCAUCAUAGCCUACAAGAUGUUUGACUAUGUGGUGCUAGCGUUCAUCUUCUCCAACUGCAUCACCGUGGCUCUGGAGAGACCCAAGAUCAUGCAGGGCAGCCUGGAAAGAGUCUUCCUAACCAUCUCCAACUACGUCUUCACAGCCAUCUUUGUAGCAGAGAUGACGCUCAAGGUGGUGUCUAUGGGCCUGUAUAUAGGGGAACAGGCAUAUCUGAAAAGCAGCUGGAACGUGUUGGACGGCUUCCUGGUCUUUGUGUCGUUGAUUGACAUUCUGUUCAAAGGGAAGUUCUUCUACUGCUUUGGCCCCGACGUCAAGAACAUCACCAACAAGUCUGACUGUCUGCAGGCCAACUACAAAUGGGUUCAUCACAAGUACAACUUUGACAACCUGGGACAGGCUCUGAUGUCCCUGUUUGUGCUGGCUUCAAAGGACGGUUGGGUCAACAUCAUGUACCAUGGCCUGGAUGCUGUAGGGGUGGACCAACAGCCAGUGAUCAACAACAGUCCAUGGAUGCUCCUCUACUUCAUCUCCUUCCUCCUCAUCGUCAGUUUCUUCGUUCUGAACAUGUUUGUGGGUGUGGUAGUGGAGAACUUCCACAAGUGCCGUCAGAACCAGGAAGUGGAAGAGGCUAAAAGGAGAGAGGAUAAACGACGGAGACGCAUGGAGAAGAAGAGGAGGGACGCCCAGAAGAUCCCCUACUAUGCCAGCUACAGCCCCCUCCGCCUGUGGAUCCACACUCUGUGUACCACCUACUACCUGGACCUCUUCAUCACCUUCAUCAUCUGUAUCAACGUCAUCACCAUGUCACUGGAACACUACAGCCAGCCACGAUCUCUGGAUCUAGUGUUGAAGUACUGUAACUAUUUCUUCACAUCCACCUUUGUACUGGAGACCCUCCUGAAGCUCACUGCCUUUGGCUUCCGACGCUUCUUUAAAGACAGGUGGAAUCAGUUGGAUCUGGCCAUCGUGUUGCUGUCAGUGAUGGGCAUCACUCUGGAGGAGAUCGACUACAGCGCUUCUCUCCCCAUCAACCCUACCAUCAUACGCAUCAUGAGGGUGUUGAGGAUCGCACGAGUUCUGAAGCUGCUGAAGAUGGCUAAAGGAAUGAGAGCUCUGCUGGAUACGGUGGUCCAAGCCCUACCACAGGUGGGGAACCUGGGCCUGCUCUUCAUGCUCCUGUUCUUCAUCUAUGCAGCACUGGGGGUUGAGCUGUUUGGAGAACUGGUGUGUAACGAGGACUACCCAUGUGAGGGGAUGAGCCGCCAUGCUACCUUUGAGAACUUUGGCAUGGCCUUCCUCACUCUGUUCCAGGUCUCCACUGGGGACAACUGGAAUGGGAUCAUGAAGGACACGUUGAGGGAGUGCCCUCCGGACUACGGGCCUGACUACUCCUGCAACCCCAGCCUGCAGUUCAUCUCUCCCAUGUACUUUGUGUCCUUUGUGUUGACGGCCCAGUUCGUCCUGAUUAACGUGGUGGUGGCGGUGUUGAUGAAGCACCUGGACGACUCCAACAAGGAGGCCAAGGAGGAGGCGGAGAUGGACGCUGAGAUUGAGCUGGAGCUGGCCACGGGGGCCCUAUGCUGCAUGGGGCGGAGGGAGUCUGUGCAGGAGGGAAAAAG